Messenger RNA from Ilex paraguariensis (yerba mate), 1894 nucleotides. The record is from the annotation of a GenBank genome assembly. NCBI's taxonomy places the organism in Eukaryota, Viridiplantae, Streptophyta, Magnoliopsida, Aquifoliales, Aquifoliaceae.
AUGGUGGCGGAGCCAUGGAUACGGAAAAUGGGAAACCAGGUAAGCUCCAAUCUCAAGCAUGCUUUUGUUCUUGAAACUUCCAAUAAAGCAUACAAAAAACAAGACCAGCCCAAAGAGACUAUUGGGAUUUUAUCUUUCGAAGUAGCUAAUGUGAUGUCCAAAACAGUUCAUCUCCACAAGUCUUUAACUGACUCAGAAAUCUCGAAGUUGAAAAAUGAGGUUUUGAAGUCCGAUGACAUUAAGACCCUCAUAUCUAGACAUGAAACCCACCUCCUGGAGUUGGUUUUAGCUGAAAAGCUUGAUGAAUUGAACUGGGUGGCUGGGGUGGUCUCAAGAUUGGGGAAGAAAUGUACCAUUCCUGCACUGCAAGGGUUUGAGCAUGUGUAUGGGGAUAUAGUGAGUGGAGGGAUAAAUGUGAGGGAAUUGGGGUUUUUAGUGAAGGAUAUGGAGGGGAUGAUGAGGAAAAUGGAGAGGUAUGUUAACUCAACGGCGAGUCUUUAUCGUGAAAUCGAGGUGUUGAAUGAAUUGGAACAGACCACCAAGAAGUUUAAGCAGAAACAAUUUGAAGUAAAUCGGAAGACGUUUGAGCAGAAAAUGGUGUGGCAGAAACAAGAUGUGAGGCAUUUGAAGAAUGUUUCAAUUUGGAACCAGACAUAUGAUAAGGUUGUAGAGUUGUUGGCUAGGACAGUGUGUACUAUUUAUGCACGGUUUUGUUUGGUGUUUGGGGACGCAAUUUUGAGCCAGGAGUUCACUGGUGGCCCUGUUUCAGGGGCACAGUUUGAUUUUACUGGGAAUUUACUUUAUAUGAAGCAAGAAUGUGACAAGAAAUCUGGUCAGAUUGAUUUACAAUGCAAAGUUCAGAUCGGUGCUGAGUUGACAAAGCCAGUCUUGAGGAACGAUAAUAGUUACUGUUAUUCGGGGCUGAUUGAGAGGAACAUGGUGAAGAAGAAGGGAAUUAGGCCUCAAGUAGAGUCGCAGAGGGGUGAAAUAGGGUUGUUUAGGCCAAAGGGUUUUAAUGUUGCCUGUGGAAUGGGACCAGGGAGGCUUUUUAUGGAGUGCUUUAGUUUGAGUACUUCUGCUUCAAAAGUGGAUGAUGAUGUUGUCUAUGAUGACCGAACUAGUCAAAUUUCAGGUUGUUGUAGUAUUGGAAGUGAUGGGAAUAGAGAGCGCCCUAAUUAUUCGGGUUGCUUUAAUCACUCCCAAGUAGGUGUUCCUUUGAGUGUAGAGCAAGGGCAGUUCAAGGUUCGUGUGACAAACAGUGCAAAAUUUUGCCCCAACACUGUUGGAGGCUCUGCUUUAGCCUUUCAUUAUGCAAAUGUGAUAUUAGUCAUUGAGAAGCUGCUUUGCUACCCACAUUUGGUUGGUGAGGAAGCUAGAGAUGAUCUGUAUCAUUUGUUACCUACAAGCUUUAAAAAAACUUUGAAGGCUAAUCUUAAGUCUCAUGUGAAAAACUUGGUGAUAUAUGACUCCCUUCUUGCCCAUGAGUGGAAAGAGAGGCUUGAUGAGAUAUUGAGGUGGCUUGGACCAAUGGCACACAACAUGAUCAGAUGGCAAAGUGAGCGUAAUUUUGAGCAGCAACAAAUUGUGACGCAGACAAAUGUUCUUCUGCUCCAGACAUUAUAUUUUGCUGAUAGAGAAAAAAUGGAGGCAGCUAUCUGUGAGCUUCUUGUUGGUUUGAAUUAUAUAUGCCGUCAUGAGCAUCAGCAAAAUGCUUUGUUGGAUUGUGCAAGCAGUUUUGAUUUUGAUGACUGCAUGGAGUAGCAACUGCGGUAUUCAACUUCUUAUCAUUCUUAAUUACACUGCAAGAAGGGAAUACAUGGGUGAUGGUUGGAUUUUUCUUACAUUCCAACACUUGUAUGAUAAGGAAUAAGGAUAGAUGAUAGUUGAACAAGAU